This is a messenger RNA of Peronospora farinosa, 780 nucleotides long. The record is from the annotation of a GenBank genome assembly. NCBI's taxonomy places the organism in Eukaryota, Oomycota, Peronosporomycetes, Peronosporales, Peronosporaceae.
AUGGGCGGAGGUGGACUGCGUAUCCUACCACAUAAAAAGUGGCAUGUGUGGCGACGUGAGAAUAUUGAACGAGUGUUAAAAGAUGAGCGUGAGAAUGAAGAGAAACAGAAGGAUCUAGAGGUGAAAAAACGGAGACUGGAGCAAGAACAACGCGCUCAGCAGCUGCUAUUGACGGAAGGACAUGAGGAUCACCAACCAGAGCGACAACAUAUUAACUUUUUCAAGGUGGAAGAGGCUCAAAUGAGUCGGAAAAAAGGUGGUAAACAUGGAAAAAAGACAGAGAAUAUAUCAGAUGAGACACUGAGAAGAUAUGGCAAGUUGCCAUGGUACGCUCGGCCUGAAGAUGCACAGAAGAAAGAACUUACAGUGAAGCAGGAACGCAAGCGCAAGAGAGAGUUGGAAGUGGCAGAUCCAUUACAACAGAUGCGUCCAAAGGAGAAACGAGGACAGCGUCCGUUGGUUGCGGCUCGUUUAGAAGACCAGCGCCAAAGUAGAUAUGGUGAGAAUGAGGACGGACCGGCUGGUUGUGAUCGCAGAAAGUAUGAUGCCCAGUACGACUGCUCGACGAUGUCACCUGGACAUAGAGAUCGGCGUCACUUUAUUGAAGAGGAUGAAGAGUUUGAUAAAGUAUUGAACAAGUGGACUAGACACGGUAAAAAGAAGAGCAAGAGCAAACAUAAGCUUGGCAAAGGUGCACUGCUACAGACACUACGUCGUGAGCGGCAAGAAAGAGAAACGUACGAGCGACAACGAGCUGAAAGGAUCAUGCAUGGAGGAUAA